This is a messenger RNA of Esox lucius (northern pike), 2681 nucleotides long. RefSeq names its product gastrula zinc finger protein XlCGF57.1-like. The transcript has 3 exons. The record is from RefSeq and is a predicted model, not a curated record. Gene Ontology annotation, biological process: regulation of transcription by RNA polymerase II. The coding region runs from base 111 to 1733 and encodes 540 amino acids. Lineage: Eukaryota; Metazoa; Chordata; Actinopteri; Esociformes; Esocidae. Gene Ontology annotation, molecular function: RNA polymerase II cis-regulatory region sequence-specific DNA binding; DNA-binding transcription factor activity.
GAGUGAGUUCAGAGUAGCCCACCAAUAAGUAAUAGUAGUAGAAAAUCGAUCGACUUGUUUGUGUCAUUUUCAAAAACAUUUCAUCAAACACGAAUUGACAAGUCGCUUAAAUGAGGGAGGACAAACCCAGCCUGCUGCUCUCCUUCCACACUGAACCCAAACAAGAGCCACUGGAUUCUGAUUGCGACAGUGGAGCUCAGUGUUCAUUGGUGGAUUCAGAGAUGACAUCAGUGAAGCAGGAAGACUACAAUCAAACACUGGGACUGAAUGAUAUUAAAGAUGAAGAGAAGGAGGAGGAGAUAGGGGAUUUAACUAACAAAGAUGAGAUUGCUGCUGAAGUGGAGACAUUUCCUGCAACUGGAGAGAAACAAAAGGAAGAUUACAAAGACAAGAAGCCUUAUUCCUGUUCUGACUGUGGGAAGAGUUUUUCUCUGUCAGGUCACCUUAAAGCUCAUCAGCGCAUACAUACUGGAGAGAAGCCUUUCUCCUGUUCUAAAUGUGGGAAGAGUUUCUCUCAGUUAGGCAGCCUUAAUACUCAUCAGCGUAUACAUACUGGAGAGAAGCCUUACUCCUGUUCUGACUGUGGGAAGUGUUUCUCUAAUCUAUGUAACCUUAAAGUUCACCAGCGCAUACAUACUGGAGAAAAGCCUUACUCCUGUUCUGACUGUGGGAAGUGUUUCUCUCUGUCAGGUCACCUUAAAGCUCAUCAGCGCAUACACACUGGAGAGAAGCCGUACUCUUGUUCUGACUGUGGGAAGAAUUUUUCUCUGUCAGGUCACCUAAAAGCUCAUCAGCGUAUACAUACUGGAGAGAAGCCUUACUCCUGUUCUGACUGUGGGAAGAAUUUUUCUCUGUCAGGUCACCUUAAAGCUCAUCAGCGCACACAUACUAGAGAGAAGCCAUACUCCUGUUCUGACUGUGGGAAUAGUUUCUCUGAAUCCAAAACCCUUCUACAUCACCAGUGUAAACACAGUGAAGAGCAAAUUCACUUCUGUUCUUACUGUAGGAAUUCUUUCUCAACUCUAGUUUCCCUUAAAUCUCAUCAGUGCAUACAUACUGGAGAGAAGAUGUAUUCAUGUUCUGACUGUGGGAAGGGCUUCUCUCAGUUAGGCAGCCUUAAAACUCAUCAGCGCAUACAUACUGGAGAAAAGCCUUACUCCUGUUCUGACUGUGGGAAGGAUUUCUCUCUGUUAGGUAACCUUAAAGCUCAUCAGCGCAUACAUACUGGCGAGAAGCUGUACUCCUGUUCUGACUGUGGGAAAAGUUUCUCUCAGUCAGGUAACCUUAAAGUUCAUCAGCGCAUGCAUACUGGAGAGAAGCCUUACUCCUGUUCUGACUGUUGGGAGAGCUUCUCUCUGUUAGGUACCCUUAAAGCUCAUCAGCGCAAACAUACUGGAGAGAAGCCAUACUCCUGUUCUGACUGUGGGGAGAGUUUCUCUGAAUCCAAAACCCUUAUACAUCACCAGAGUAAACACACUGGAGAGAAACUUUAUUCCUGUCCUGACUGUGGGAAGGAUUUCUCUCUGUUAUGUAACCUUAAAGCUCAUCAGCGCAUACAUACUGGAGAGAAGCGUUACUUCUGUUCUGACUGUGGGAAGGGUUUCUCUCAUUUAUGUAACUUUAAAUCUCACCAACGUAUACAUACUGGAGAGAAGCCUUACUCCUGUUCUGACUGUGGGAAGAGUUUCUCUCAACUAGGUGGCCUGAAAUCUCACCAGCGCAUACAUACCUGAGAGGAGCCUUAAGGGUAAAAUACACCUACUAAAGGCCAUCCACCCACCCAGCUCCCAUUAAUUUCAAAUGGAUAUGUAGCGUCAACAAGGCAUUUGUGUAGCGGGAGGCUGAGCUGCACAAUUCAGACUUUCGGAAGCCGUUAACUUUUGUGUCACCUUCAUUAUUACCCUCCUAUAAUUAAACACCAGGGUUUCAGUAGGGUUUUCCUGGAAUCUCUUGUUGGACAACCUAAGUUCAAUUCCAAAUCACCUUCCACCAUUUCCCGGCAAACAAAUGUUCAAUCCCAAAUCAGGGUUUUUUCCUGCAUUAAAAUCUCAAUGGCGACUGCAUUCCCCAAAUCUCGAAACCAUCUCUGCAUGGUAAAACCCAAAAUGGCCCUCACACAUAAAAUACCAGUGAAACAGUGCAGCGAAAGUCGAAUGUGUCUUUUUAUCCAGACAUGCUUGGGUGUAAACUUAAUAACACCUUAACUGCAUCCAGUCUGCAUAGUAUUGUUACAUUUCAUAUGAUGUCUAUUACCCAAUAAUUACAGAUUUCUUUUAAAGAGAGUUUGUGAGACAAAUGAGGGUAGCUCUUUGAGACAGGAGAGAACCCUUAAUUAAGUUAAAAAAAAUUCUCACAUAGCCUUACAGCUCACCAGUGCAUACAUACGGGAGAGAAACAUGUAAUUAGCAUUUGACUGACAGUUAGGGGCCUUCACACAGAUGGGGAAUGUGGUUUGUGACAUUUUGGGGAAUUGCUGAUGCAACUCUUAUUAAAUAAGGUUUGGCUUUGAAGUUAUGGGAAUGUGUGAGAGGGGAGGAUGGUCAUUGUCAUGAAGAGAUCUGUGAUUGAUCUGUAUGGAUUUUAUAUUAUAUCCCCUCUUGGUUUCUUUUUUUUUUUUUAAAUGUGUCUUUUAAAAAAAAGAAUUGUAUAGUCCUUUUGUUAAUUAAAUCUUUAUUAAUCUC